AACUGACGUCUAGCUUCCGUUUCCGCUCACGGCAACCUCAUCUCCUCCUGAGCGUUUUGCUGUGAGUUGGAAAUGGCGGCCUUGGAGUCGGAGAUACGCGAUCUCGAAAUGGAAGAUGGUGACACUUCAGACAGAAGUGCAGUGGAGGAAAAUGGUGAAGUUUCUGAAGAAGAGCAACAGCAGAAUAAGCACAGUAAACACAAAAAGAAGAAACACAAGCAUCGGAGUAAGCACAAGAAACACAAGCAUUCAUCUGAAGAAGACAAGGAUAAAGACAAAAAACACAAACAUAAACACAAACACAAGAAGCACAAAAGGAAAGAGGUUACUGGUAAUGACAAAGAUGACAUUUCCCCUUCAAAGAGGGCUAAACUGGAUGACUUUGCUUUGUUGGAAGACUUGGAGAAACAGAGAGCUAUGAUUAAAGCUGAGCUUGACAAUGAAUUAAUGGAAGGUAAAGUUCAGUCUGGUAUGGGAUUAAUUUUACAAGGCUACAACUCUGGUUCAGAGGAGGAAGGCGAAAUUAAUGAAAAAGCCCGCAAUGGGAAAAAAUCUUCCAAGUCAAAUGCCAAGGGGAAGCAAGAGCUUGACUCCAAAAUUAGUUUAAAAAGGAGGAGCAAGAGUAGGUCCAACGAGAAGACAAAACACAAGUCGGAGAAGAAAAAGCCUAAAGCCAAUUCUGAAGCUGUUAAAGAAAAAGUACCUAGGAGCAAAUCGAAGGAGAAGAGAAAGUCCAAAAGCCCAGCCAGAAGAAAUAAGUCUCAAGAUCACCUGAAAAGGUCACCAGUACUGCGGCGUCAGUCCCCAGAAAAAAAUGUAAAAUCAAAGUCUCCUCCUCCAGAUGAAAGGAUAAAAAUAAGAGACAAGAAGAAAUCUCCAGUAGCCAGUGAAAGCAGAGGCCGAGAUCGAAGCAGGAAGUCUAAAUCUCCUGCAGCUGGAAGAAGCAAAUCUAAAGAGAGACGGUCAAGGUCAAAAGAGAAGAAAACCAGGAGAUCAGAUGGAGAGAGGGACAAGAAACCUCUUAAAUCUCCUACCAAAGAUGCCUCUUCUGGAAAAGAAAAUCGUUCACCAGGUCGUCGGGCAGUCCGCAGUCCACGAGCAAGAAGCCUGACUCCUAAACAACGUGAUAGGACUUUGAGGCAUAGCAGAUCUCCACUUCCACACGAUCGAAAGGCUAAAUCCCCACCUCGAAUACAGUCACCCUCCCGGAGAGCAAAAAGCAAAUCACCUGAAAGGAAAAGAAGAGAGAUGGAGAGGAGGCGGCUAUCAUCUCCAAGGACGCGAUCUAGAGAUGAUGCUCUUGCAAGACACGAUCGAUUAAAAGAUUCCAGCCCACCAAGAUGGUCCCCUUCAAGAAGACGGCCAAGUAGGUCUCCAAUUAGGAGGAGGUCUCGUUCACCGCUCAGGAGAAGCAGAUCUCCCUGGAGACGAAGCAGGUCUCCUCAUAGGCGAGAUCGUAAUCGAAGAAGUAGAUCCCGUCUUAGGAGGAGGUCACACUCUCGAGGAGGACGUGGUCGAAGAAGGAGAAGCAGAAGCAAAGAUAAAGAAGAUAAAUUUAAAGGAAGCCUUUCUGAAGGAAUGAAAGUGGAACAGGAGUCUUCAGAUGAAAAUCUUGAGGACUUUGAUGUUGAAGAAGAGGAUGAAGAAGCUCUUAUAGAGCAGAGACGACUGCAGAGGCUGGCAAUUGUACAGAAAUACAAGUACUUGAAUGACGACAGCAAUAUGUCUGUGCCUUCUGAGCCCAGUAGCCCACAGAGCAGUUCACGAAGUCGAUCAGCCUCUCCAGAUGACAUUCUAGAAAGAGUUGCUGCAGAUGUUAAGGAAUAUGAAAGGGAGAAUGUAGACACAUUUGAGGCUUCUGUGAAGGCCAAACACAACCUCAUGACUGAACAGAAUAAUGGAGCUGCACAGAAGAAAAUAAUGGCUCCUGACAUGUUCACGGAAUCUGAUGAUAUGUUUGCAGCAUAUUUUGAUAGUGCUCGAUUUAGAGCUGCUGGCAUUGGAAAAGACUUCAAGGAAAACCCCAACCUGAGGGAUAACUGGACUGAUGCUGAAGGAUACUAUCGCGUCAACAUAGGAGAGAUACUGGAGAAACGUUACAAUGUGUAUGGAUAUACGGGCCAGGGUGUAUUCAGUAAUGUUGUACGUGCCAGAGAUAUGGCAAGGGCAAACCAGGAAGUUGCUGUGAAAAUUAUCCGCAACAAUGAGCUUAUGCAAAAAACAGGCCUCAAAGAAUUAGAGUUCUUGAAGAAGUUGAAUGAUGCGGAUCCAGAUGACAAGUUCCACUGUUUGAGGUUGUUUAGGCACUUCUAUCACAAGCAGCACUUGUGUUUAGUAUUUGAGCCACUCAGCAUGAAUUUGCGAGAAGUGUUGAAGAAAUAUGGAAAAGAUGUAGGUCUUCAUAUCAAAGCAGUACGCUCAUAUAGUCAACAACUUUUUCUGGCUUUGAAACUACUGAAAAGAUGUAAUAUACUUCAUGCGGAUAUUAAGCCUGAUAACAUACUGGUAAACGAAUCCAAAACAAUUUUGAAACUUUGUGACUUCGGUUCUGCAUCUCAUGUUGCCGAUAAUGAUAUAACACCAUAUCUUGUCAGUAGAUUUUAUCGAGCUCCCGAAAUCGUCAUUGGAAAACUGUAUGACUAUGGUAUAGACAUGUGGUCUGUUGGCUGCACCUUAUAUGAACUUUACAAUGGAAAGAUCUUGUUUCCUGGCAAAACCAAUAAUCACAUGCUAAAAUUAGCAAUGGACCUUAAAGGAAAAAUGCCAAACAAGAUGAUUCGGAAAGGUGUCUUUAAAGAUCAGCAUUUUGAUGCAAAUCUCAACUUCAUGUACAUCGAAGUAGAUAAAGUUACAGAAAGGGAAAAAGUUACUGUUAUGAGUACCAUUAACCCCACCAAGGAUCUACUGGCAGAUUUAAUUGGUUGCCAGCGGCUUCCAGAAGAUCAGCGUAAAAAAGUCCAUCAGCUCAAGGACUUAUUGGAUCAGAUUCUAAUGCUAGAUCCAGCCAAACGAAUAAGCAUUAACCAAGCUCUCCAACACCCAUUUAUCCAGGAAAAGAUCUGAAAUAUGGCAAAUGGUUUGGCUAGUUCACACGUCAGGACUGAAGACACGUUCACAGCAGCCUGUUAAUGUAUAUAAACAUAAAUAUUUCCCCUGAAAACUUUGAAAGCAUGAAAUUUUUUUUUCUUUUUUUUUUUUUCUGAAGAAAGUUGUCUGACACAAAUUUUGUUACCUGUACAACUUUUCCGCCACAGUAGUGAUUGUCUGUAAACUGCAUAAAAUGUCACUUAUGCAGUUUGUGUGAGGGGAAAAAAAAUUAUAUUUGUUUAAAAACAAAAUUUCAAUUGAAUGCGUGGAUGUUAAUAUUUUAUUUUUAGCAGUCACGGCUCAUAUAUAGAUGUAUAUCUUUUAUUUUUAUGUUUUGCGAGAAAACAUGACCAGCAUAAAUGCUGUUUAUAUUCACGUUUUCCUAGGUUGUGUGCGCAGGCCUCAGCAGCAUGCCCUUGGUGUAGUCAGUGCCGAAAGGGGGCCUAUUUCUUCUUGAGCCUUCCUGCAGGGAUGGUGUCCUCUUUUAAAGCAGGUUGCGUACAACUUUCAGUACACUGAAGGGCAUAUACGCUCCACUCUUGAACAAAAGCAGCUGCUUUUUAUAAGCGGUAAUUGCUUCUUUACCUUUUUAUUUGAUUUGUAAAUGAAUCUUUUCUUUAAACAAAAAUGUUAAAAAAAUGUUCUUUCGCAUAAACAGUUGAGCCUCACUUAUUGUAAAGUGAAGAUUGUUCUGCUGCAUGUACAGAUAACCAUGCAGAUAUCUGUAUGUUUUCAGUAUGCAUCAUUAGAUAAUAAAGUCUUUUGUGAAAAA
Messenger RNA from Spea bombifrons (plains spadefoot toad), 3859 nucleotides. RefSeq names its product pre-mRNA processing factor 4B (gene PRP4K). The coding region runs from base 73 to 3063 and encodes 996 amino acids. The transcript has 16 exons. Lineage: Eukaryota; Metazoa; Chordata; Amphibia; Anura; Pelobatidae. The record is from RefSeq and is a predicted model, not a curated record. Gene Ontology annotation, biological process: peptidyl-serine phosphorylation; peptidyl-threonine phosphorylation; mRNA cis splicing, via spliceosome. Gene Ontology annotation, molecular function: protein serine/threonine kinase activity; ATP binding.